CCCUGGUAUUAAUGUCAUGAGAACUAGCAAUUGUUCGAAAUCCAAGUCAGAAGACACCAUUCUCUCAAGCUCAAGCUUCUUAUAUGUCGUACGACUGAUAACAACGUCGUGGAAUCGUUAACAAUGGCAGCCCAUGCUCUCCUCAACACAUUCAGAGCCAACAAACCUGCUUUCGGGACUUGGUUAACAACCGGAGGCUUUGUUCACGCGCGUUCGCUCGCCAGAGCUCUUAUUGGCACUCCCCAACAACAGUCAUGGAUCAUGCUCGAUUGCGAGCAUGGUUUACUCCCACUGAACCCUGCUGGAGCUACAGAGGUCAUUGCCGCGAUACACGGGGUGAGAGACGGACCGAGUGCGCUGGUUCGUAUCCCUGCGACAGGCCACGGAGUUGGGAAUGGUUCCGAGGGUGUUAAUUGGCAAAUUAAAUAUGCGUUGGAUGCUGGCGCACGAGGUGUGUUGGUCCCGAUGGUAUCAACCCCAGCUCAAGCCCACGAAGUCGUUCUCUCCAGCCGUUUCCCGCCUGUAGGUCGACGAGGCUUCGGCAGUCCCUACACACAGGAAAAUUGGGACAUUCAGACUGCAGGAGAAUAUCUCAAUGAAGCGAACGAAAGUGUCGUAGUGUUGGUUCAGAUCGAAACCCGUGAAGGCGUACAGAAUGUUCAAGCCAUAGCAGAGGUCGAUGGAAUUGAUGGUCUGUUCAUCGGACCAUACGAUCUAUCUAUAUCGUUGGGAUACCCUCCACCUUCCCCAGAUCCUCAUCCACAAGUGGAACAAGUAAUCCAGGAUAUCUUGACAGUUGCUCACAAAGCUGGGAAGAAAUGCGCAAUGUUUUGUACCUCGGGAACUCAGGCUGCACGGCGUGCCGCAGAGGGAUUCGAUAUGAUCAACGUCACUUCAGAUGUUGGAGCGAUGCAAUCCGGGCUUGCUGCUGAAUUCGAGGCAGCUGCAUCUGCUUGAUGGGUCGAACGAGGCAAUACGAUGACACAUCAAUUUCUUGAUAUUUCCUGAACGAAUCGUUCUCGCAAACGAUGUAAGUAAGAAUUUCUUUGUAUUUGUAUAGUACACUAUUUUUGUGAUCAACU
Messenger RNA from Lentinula edodes (shiitake mushroom), 1082 nucleotides. RefSeq names its product Pyruvate/Phosphoenolpyruvate kinase-like domain-containing protein. The transcript is spliced from 6 exons. Bases 124 to 957 code for a protein of 277 amino acids. Gene Ontology annotation, molecular function: aldehyde-lyase activity. Lineage: Eukaryota; Fungi; Basidiomycota; Agaricomycetes; Agaricales; Omphalotaceae. Gene Ontology annotation, cellular component: cytoplasm. The record is from RefSeq and is a predicted model, not a curated record.